Messenger RNA from Sycon ciliatum, 2101 nucleotides. Its product is annotated as SWI/SNF-related matrix-associated actin-dependent regulator of chromatin subfamily B member 1-like. The record is from RefSeq and is a predicted model, not a curated record. Gene Ontology annotation, biological process: chromatin remodeling; positive regulation of pseudohyphal growth by positive regulation of transcription from RNA polymerase II promoter. Lineage: Eukaryota; Metazoa; Porifera; Calcarea; Leucosolenida; Sycettidae. Gene Ontology annotation, molecular function: transcription coactivator activity. Gene Ontology annotation, cellular component: npBAF complex; nBAF complex; nuclear chromosome. The coding region runs from base 289 to 1425 and encodes 378 amino acids. The transcript has 6 exons.
UUUGAAUAGUACAAGCUAGCUUCCUCUUUCAAACGCUUUCAUUUGCAAUAAUAUUAUUGUUGUUUUCUCUUCCACUGCCCACCCUAUUCAGCUACAUGCUAGCCUCGAGGCCUCAUUAGCAAGUAGAGUAUGCGGAGAAAAUAUUUUGCAGUGUGAGUCUGUCUUCUUUCUCAAGGCCCCUUAGCUCAGACUCCCUACUCGCCAAGUUGUACUUGUGUUCGCGUGAAGUUUUGAGUAGCCAGAAGUUUAUUGCAGUUUGACUUGUAAGCAGAUCCAAAACGAGUAGCGAUGAGAACAUCAGGGCCAAAGCCGAAGAGUUUUCGGCUGGAGGAGAGUGGCGAGGAAUACAUGAUUGGAUCAGAGGCUGGAGCAUGGCUGAAGAUGGUGCGAGGCUCCCUGUACAAGCGGUAUCCUGGCUUGUGGAGACGCAUGGCCAGCAUAGAAGAAAGGAAGAUUAUAUGUGGUAUGGGCAUUGGCCUUUCAACCACUAGUAUAACCCUACUGAAGGCAUGCGAAGUAGAGGACAUGGCUGGAGGUGAUGACGAACAGUACAAGGGGCCGGCGGCCGAAACCACUCCAGCCGCAAAGGAGACCAGGGAAAGGCGAUCGGCUAAGCUGAACCGCGAGGCAUCCUGGUCUGCUCAUGGUCCAGCGGCGCAGGCGGCAGCUGCGCAAGCCCAUCUUAGUUCUCACAUGGACGCUGUGCCUUCAUUGACUGUUCCUGCGAAGCAACGCACCGGUCCCAAGCGCCUAAGAACGUAUCCGCAUUUCUAUGAUGACAAUAAACUGCCUGUCUUGCAGAAAGCUGGUGAGCAGGCAGAAGUGCUGGUGCCCAUCCGUCUCGAUUUGGAGAUUGAAAAUCAUAAGCUUCGCGAUACGUUUCUCUGGAACAAGAAUGAGUCAAUGAUAACACCUGAGCAGUUUGCUGAACUGCUUUGCGAUGACAUGGAGCUACCAAGUCCUCUGUUUGUUCAGCCGAUUGCCAAUGCCAUUCGUGGCCAGGUGGAACAGCAUCCUGGAGAUCUAGUGGCCAUGGAUGAAGAAGAUCGUAGGGUGCCAAUUAAGCUGAACAUUCACGUCGGCAAUAUCUCACUUGUGGACCAGUUUGAAUGGGACCUCUCCUGUCCGCACAACUCCCCUGAGGAAUUUGCCAGACAGCUCUGCAGCGAUCUGGGACUUGGUGGCGAAUUUGUCAGUACGAUAGCGUAUAGCAUCCGCGGGCAGAUCAGCUGGAACGCUCGCACUAUGUACGCUUUCGGAGACCCACCCUUACCCACGCUCAAGUCUGUGCUGCGAACACCCAUACAGGAUACUGAACACUGGUGCCCUCGUCUUGAGGUUUUAACCGAAGCAGAAAUGGAGAAGAAGAUUCGUGACCAGGACAGAAACACAAGGAGAAUGCGCCGCUUGGCUCAGGGUUGGUGAGCGAAGAUGUGUACAAUUGACGUGACUAUGAUUAUGUUGACCUUGAUGAAGCUUCAUCGUUUUAUUCUUCCUUUCCUUGCACAUACUAGUAACUUUGAUGUCUUUUUUUGUAUCUAGAUUUAUACGUGCGUUGUUCUUCGGCUAUGUAUUGUCCGUUUACGUACAUUGCGCUUUUAAUGUUACGCUCUGCUGUAGUCGUGUAUGCGUGUACCUGCUAAGCUAACGUUACACUGCUGUGUGAAUAGUGUGUUGCUGUACAUACUUGCUACCUUUUGCUGACCUGCUCCAUCUACUUUGUGGGCGCCGACUCCGGCAAACUCUUUUUGCUUGAACUCUUGUGCACUUGUACAUUGCAGCUAUUUAGUUCUGGCGUUCACACCAUUUUUAUAUCCUUCUUUAUUCAUCAUGUAUUGCUAUUGAUCUAUCCACGCCACCCUGCUAUGUGUUUGACUCAUGGAAAUGGCCCAUUGUGCGCUUUAUUCUACAUUUACUGGCUAUGUAUAUGUACUUGUAUUCGGCUGUUAUCAGUAUACAAGUUACUAUUUGUGUGUAUGUGCUGUGCGCAUGCUGGUCUGGAUAUUUCCACAUGCAUUAUGCUCGUGCGUGUUGCGCCAUCCGUAUCAACAUGCCACGAAACAUUAUGUUAUAGUAUGGUGUAGACCCGAUUCCGACCAGA